AUGGUGGAUACUUCAGAAAAUGCAAUCAUGGAAGAAAGAGAGGAGUUUAUGGUUUCACCUGUUGAUGAUGAAGAAGUAAAACCCAUUGUUCGAGUUGCUCAUUUUCUAAAACCAACUAUAUGUUCUGCUGAAAAACUCCCUUUUCUCCCUUCAAGACCCGAAGUUUCUUGUUCUUCACUAAAUGUGCGGUUUAGGGGUGGUUGUUCAUACUUGAAGGGAUGGUCUAAAUGGGUCAAUCAGUUAAAGCCUCUAUACCAAGAAAUAUGGAAAAAAGUUGGAAUCUUUGAAGCUAUUAUAGGUUCCACAUUCAAGGUUUAUAGGCACAAUGAUUUGAUUCUUGCUCUAGCUGAGAAAUGGUGUUUGGAGACUAAUACAUUCAUUUUACCAUGGGGAGAAGCAACUAUUACUUUGGAGGAUAUGGUAGUUUUGGGUGGUUUCUCUGUAUUAGGCCACUCUGUGUUGAAACCUGUUAAGACCAAAGAUUAUGUUAAAGUUGAAAAAACUCUUUGUGAGGCCCUUAAAGUUAUUCGAGCGCGUAAAAUGAAUGUUACUCACCAUGCCUGGAUGGAAUACUUUGCAGGAAAAGGUGACCAUUUAGAGCAUGUUGCAUUUUUGAGCCUUUGGUUGUCAAGGUAUGCGCUUCCUACUAGAAGUUAUCAGACUGUGGACAGAGCUCUUUUCCCUAUUGCAAUACAUCUUUCUCAAGGAAUUCCAGUAGCACUUGCCCCUGCUGUUCUUGCUAGUAUUUAUAGAGAUUUAAACUUGCUUAAACAGUUGAUUAUAUCUUCAGCUGAACAGAGUAGUAAUUCUAGAUGUAUGGAAGAUGAGUCGGAUCUUAUGCUUCGCGCGCCGCUUCAUUUUGUUCAGCUAUGGGCAUGGGAGAGAUUUCCCUAUUUGCAGCCCAAGCCUAGUGUUAUUUACUGUGGGGAGCCAAGAGUGGCUAGAUGGCAUAAGGUGAAAAAACUAAAUUGUGUGGAUCCUAGGAGUGAAAUAGAUUCUGCAGCGGAAUGUUUUCUGUGGCGUCCUUACGCUAUUGAUACUGUGAAGAAUUGGGAUGUCAGCAAAUUUUACAAGGAAAGGGAGGAAUAUGUGGUGGUUGGACCAAAAAUGGGAAGUGAAAUCAUGAUUUUUGCUCGACUUGUCCGAGCUUCUAAACUAGUUGGGAUGGAUAGUGUAGAGUUGUAUAACCCUCAUAGAGUAUCAAUGCAAUUUGGAUUCGAUCAAGAUGUGCCCGGUUGUGUGACUCAUGCUUGGAGCGAUUAUGACAGAUCAAUUAAAGAUGCAAAGCUCUAUAUACCUUCUAGGCUCUUCGAGUCAGAUGUCAGCAAACGAUACUUGGAGUGGUGGAAGAACCAAAACGUUGCACCUGGACAGCAGUCUAAAACUAGUGAAAGGAUUCCAAGAAUGUUGUGGGGACACCACGAAAAGAUGAAUGCCUCUGUAUGUUGUGAAUUUUUGCAGAAAUUUGAUGAGGUUAGAAAAGAUGGUAAUUUUCAGGAUUGUGAAAUGAGAGCUGUAGAAUCGUCAUCAGAUGAUGACAAUAUACCAAUUUCUCAAUCUUUAUGCUGGAGGAAGCUUAUGAAGAAAGAAAUUACUCUACCUGGUAAUCAAGAACCCCUAAUUAGCAUCAAAUGCCGAUCUUCUCCAGCUUCAAAUGAUGGAACUGUUAGAGAAAAGGAGACUAUACUGGAAUCAAAACCGUUAAGCGAAAAGCUUGAGAUUUCAAAUGGAAAAUCAGAGGAAUUAGAUGGACAUGAGUCAUAUGUAGUUAAAGAAAUGGUGCCACUAGAGAGCACGGACAACAAUGACAAAGGUGGCUGUAUGCUCAACUUGCCUGAUAGUAUCGAACUUGCAAGUGACGGUCCAAAUGCAAACAGGGAAGAUAGUAAACAUGCAAAAUUUUCGGGUACUAGUGUGGAAGCACCUAAGGUAACUGCAAAGGGUACAAACGUAACUGGAGGAAAUAUGGAGAUGGGAAACAUUAACAACCAUGAGAAAGCGAGCAGUAGCUAUAAAAUGACUGAUAUUCUGAAACUUGAAAUGAGGAUUAAAAACAUUGAAAACAUCAAUGCUGGAAAGGUUCCAAGAUUCAGGAAAAGGUGA
This is a messenger RNA of Lycium barbarum (goji berry), 2103 nucleotides long. RefSeq lists its product as uncharacterized. Gene Ontology annotation, biological process: meristem maintenance; meristem development. The record is from RefSeq and is a predicted model, not a curated record. Lineage: Eukaryota; Viridiplantae; Streptophyta; Magnoliopsida; Solanales; Solanaceae. Bases 1 to 2103 code for a protein of 700 amino acids. The transcript has a single exon.